This is a messenger RNA of Filobasidium floriforme, 2127 nucleotides long. RefSeq names its product galactose mutarotase-like domain-containing protein. The record is from RefSeq and is a predicted model, not a curated record. The transcript is spliced from 14 exons. The coding region runs from base 1 to 2127 and encodes 708 amino acids. Gene Ontology annotation, cellular component: fungal-type vacuole membrane. Gene Ontology annotation, molecular function: carbohydrate binding; alpha-mannosidase activity. Lineage: Eukaryota; Fungi; Basidiomycota; Tremellomycetes; Filobasidiales; Filobasidiaceae. Gene Ontology annotation, biological process: oligosaccharide catabolic process; mannose metabolic process.
AUGACCCCCGUCAACUCGUAUAACGCUCAGUGCGACAUCGACGAGAUCCGACGCGGACAGACGGGCAACAAGAACCUCGAAGUGACCAAGCAGGCGUUUAUCCUGUUUGGGAAUGGCGAUGGCGGUGGUGGACCCACUCCGCCAAUGUUGGAAAAGCUUCGACGCGCGAGGGCCUUGGUGCAGUGUGGAGAGGCGACCUCGACCGAUAUCCCCUUGGUGAAGAUGGGCGGAAGCUUCGAUCGUUUCUUUGAGAGCGUGAAGAAGGAGACGAUGAACGGAACCAAGUUGCCGAAUUGGCACGGCGAACUGUAUUUCGAGCUUCAUCGUGGUACCUACACAACCCAAGCCCUUGUCAAACGAGGCAAUCGCAAGGGCGAACUGUUGCUGCGAGAAGUCGAAUACGCCGCGACGGUGGCGUCGUUGCGAGAACCUCAGUAUAGCUAUCCCAAGAAGGAACUCGACGAAGCUUGGGAAGAGCUACUUCUCUGCCAUGGAAUUCGCCUGAUUUACGACGACGUCUGGGCCAAGCAUCGCAAGGUCAUGGAAAUCGGCGCCAAGCUCCUCGAGACCGCCUAUCAAAUUUUGCAUCCUGGCACCUUGCCCGUUGCGGACGACGAUUACGUUCCCAUCUAUGACAGAGCCCAACUCGUCGUGGUCGACCCGCUGCGUAUCGCUCGCAGAGAACUGGUUUCGAUCAAGUGCGGCAACAAGGACGUGUUCAAAGCAGGCAAAGACACAACGUACAACGACAAGACGGCGACUGGCUAUCUCUUGUCCACGCCGAGAGGAUUUGAUAGGGGAACUCCAGGCAAUACCUGUGACGUCGCCACCACGCAGAACGACCCGAAGAGCUGCCGUGUCUCCAAUGCGCGCAUCAAGUUGGAGAUCAAGGACGGCCGCAUCGUCAGCCUGUUCGACGUCCGUCUGAAGCGCGAGCUCAUACCCGAGGGCCAGACCGGCGGAUUCAUCAUUUAUGAGGACCAACCGGCGAAUUGGGACGCAUGGGACGUCGACGUGUAUCACUUGGAAAAGUUUACCCGUCUCAGGUUUGACGAAAUUGCCAUCGUCGAGCAGGGACUGGCGCGAGUCUGUGUCGAAGGUCAGACGAGGUUCGGGUCUUCCAGGAUGACUGUCAAGAUCACCUUGGAUUCUGCUACUUAUUCGGCCAGAGAUGAAGGCCGAUCGCCUCUGCGCUUCGAUGUCAAGGUUGACUGGCGAGAGCGCCACAAGUUCCUCAAAUUCGAACUGCCUCUGGACAUUCAUUCGGACUUUGCAACGUAUCACACGCAGUUCGGGAUCGUCCGUCGACCUACGCAUAGGAAUACCAGUUGGGACGCUGCCAAAUUCGAAGUGUGCGGUCAUCAGUUCGCAGACCUCAGCGAAUACGGCUACGGCGUGGCCAUCCUGAACGAAUCCAAAUACGGCUAUGCGACCGCGGGCAACGUCAUGACCCUCUCCCUGCUUCGUGCGCCUACCAUGCCGGAUGCGGACGCCGACCAGGGAGAACACGCCUUUGCGUUUGCCAUCUAUCCGCACGUGGGCAACUUUGAGGAGAGCGACGUGUUCGAGGUGGCGGAGAUGUUUAAUUCGCCGUUGAGAGUUCGUUGGAAGAAAGUCCUCGACCCGAAACCCGCCGCCGACAAAUAUCAAGACCCUCAAAAGAAGUCCGACCUGAUCUCGUUCAGCCUCGAGGGCGCUCGAAACGUCGCACUCGAGACUAUCAAGCGGGGCGAGGACGAUUUCGACUUGACCGACGGCGACAAUGCUGGCAAUCAUGUUGGUGAUGGGGAUGGUCUGGGAGGGAAGAGGACGGUCAUCCUGAGGCUUUAUGAGAGGUUGGGAGGACACGCGUCGGUCAGGCUCAACGUAUUCGGCCUGAACAUCACCAAAGCAUCGGUGGUGGAUAUCCUCGAGAGACACGUCGCGGACCUCGACCUGGAGAAGAGGCUUUCGAACGUAUUGGGAGAGACGCUCGGACAGGAAGUGACGUACGUGGACCUGAAAUUCAGAGGCUUUGAGAUCAAGACGGUCAAGCUCGAGUUGAGCUGCAACGAUGGCAAGAAAGGGAGGAGCGAGAGUAUUGGCAGUGAGGAUUGGGUCAGGGUGGAUGGUGCGCUAGAAGCUUGA